Ziziphus jujuba (common jujube) is the source of this 1701-nucleotide messenger RNA. Its product is annotated as NAC domain-containing protein 73. The record is from RefSeq and is a predicted model, not a curated record. Gene Ontology annotation, molecular function: transcription cis-regulatory region binding; DNA-binding transcription factor activity. Gene Ontology annotation, biological process: regulation of DNA-templated transcription. NCBI's taxonomy places the organism in Eukaryota, Viridiplantae, Streptophyta, Magnoliopsida, Rosales, Rhamnaceae. The coding region runs from base 396 to 1229 and encodes 277 amino acids. Gene Ontology annotation, cellular component: nucleus. The transcript has 4 exons.
AAGAGGCAACCCUCAACUACAUUUUUCCUCCUACAAGUUUCCAUAUAUUAUACAUAUCUACAAGCACAAUCAAACUUUAGAUCUAAGCAACCCUAGCUAUCUUUCUUAUGUAUUUUUCCGUAUUGAUUUUUUAGAUUUCUCUCUCUCUCUCUCUCUCUCUCUCUCUCUCUCUCUCUCUAAAAUAAGAGCAGCAAAAGAGCAGAGAAUUAAAGAAUAUUCAUUCAUGCAUGCAAAGAACGAAAAAGUGAAAGAAGAAUUUAAUUCCUUCCCGACCCACACCAUCAGAAUUGGCAUGAAGGAAUUAUCUUAGCUUCUGAAGACACAACAGUUGUGGAAACAAAGAAAUAAAGUCAGAUACAGUCUGGAAUGGGCAUAAGUGGAAUUAAAACAAGGAAAUGACAAGGUGCAAUGAUCAUGGAGCCGACGACCAAACAAUAAUUGCUAAUCAAGGACGAAGAGAUCAUAACCUAAUCAGAACUUGUCCUUCGUGUGGUCAUCAGAUCAAAUGCACCCAAAACCAGGGUGGAAUUCAUGAUUUGCCAGGCUUACCUGCUGGGGUGAAGUUUGAUCCGACUGAUCAAGAGCUUCUGGAACAUUUGGAGGGGAAGGUACGGUCUGAUGCACACAAGCUUCACCCUCUUAUAGAUGAGUUCAUUCCUACAAUAGAAGGAGAGAAUGGAAUCUGCUACACUCAUCCAAAGAAGUUGCCAGGGGUUAGCAAAGAUGGGUUGGUUCGCCACUUCUUUCAUCGACCAUCCAAGGCAUACACAACAGGAACUAGAAAGAGGAGAAAGGUGCUUACAGAUGCCGAAGGUGGCGAGACCCGGUGGCACAAGACAGGCAAAACCAGGCCAGUAUUUUACAGUGGCAAAGUGAAAGGUUAUAAAAAGAUACUCGUGCUUUACACUAAUUAUGGAAAACAAAGAAAACCUGAGAAAACCAAUUGGGUAAUGCACCAGUACCACCUUGGAAACAAUGAAGAAGAGAAAGAUGGAGAGCUAGUGGUUUCCAAAGUUUUUUACCAAACACAGCCUAGACAAUGUGGCUCGGUUAUGAAAGACUUGCUCCCUCCAAAAUUGAAGGGACAAAGUGGGCAUGAGACACUUGUUCAUGAGUACUGUAAUCCUUCUUUCAUAUCCUUUGAUCAUGGCCCACAAAAUGGAGUAAGCAAUGCUCAAAUACUUCCUCAUUUUGCUGUCCAUGGCCACAAUGGUUCUUUUGUUUCUUAAAGGACUGCAAAAUUGAAGGUCAUUAAGGAGAAGAAGAUGGUGUGUAUAUAUAUAUAUAUAUACAUACAUACAUAUAUAAACAUACAUAUAUAUAGGCUUGCAAUAAAGGCAACGUGGGUAUAUAUUUUUAUGGUGGGCUUGACCACAAUGUUGGUUCCAAUAAUGGCGGUGACAAAGUUAUUUAGUAUGCUGAUUACUUUAUAAGGGGUGAGGAAGGGGAAAAGAAUAAGGAGAAAGAAAAAGGGGUAACUUUAGUUCGGUGAGAGCCAGAUUCUUCUGGGUAAGAAUUGAAGAUUUGGCUGUGACGUCUUUUUUCUUUUUUUCUCAAAGGGCGGUAUCUUGCAAUGCAUGCUUUGUACAGUCCUCUGUGAGGAAGCUGUAACUUUUAUAUGGUUCAUGACCUUUUAAUCUUGAAAGACUGUUAACCUGAAAGCUGUACAAAGAUAAUAUAUUAUAGCCUUGUAGUUUAUUA